This is a messenger RNA of Camellia sinensis, 2090 nucleotides long. Its product is annotated as protein DA1-related 2. Gene Ontology annotation, molecular function: ubiquitin binding. NCBI's taxonomy places the organism in Eukaryota, Viridiplantae, Streptophyta, Magnoliopsida, Ericales, Theaceae. The record is from RefSeq and is a predicted model, not a curated record.
AAACCCUCUCUCUCUGUCUGUCUCUCUCUCUCUCUAAAACCCUUCUCUUUCCUUUCUCCAUCAGAGAUUCUCUUUCUUUUCUGCUUUCUUUCUUUCCCAAAACUAGCUUUUAACGAUGCCAUUGUUCUCAUUCACCACCUUCUGUUCUAUUCCUUUUGUGCUCCAUACCCUUUCCUCUUCUUCUCUCUAUUUCUCUCCCUGUCCUUUUCGUUUUCCGCCUCCCUUUUCGCUUCCUAGAAAUUCAGGCAAACCUAUACAUACACUUCAAUACCCAUGUCGUCUUCUUCGUCCAUUAAUCACCUCUCUCAGCCCUGUAUCUAUGUUAUGGGUUGAGGUUUAAACAGGACACUUUGUUUCUUCGUAUGGAGAGAGGAAGUCUCGGUUUAUGAAAUGGUUGAGCAAGCUUUUUAAGAGUGGCUCGGAUCGUGGUGGUAUGGGCAGGCGAAACUCACAAUAUAUUGGGGAGGAAAACAUGGUUUGGCGGCCUCCAGCAAGAUCUGUGGGUGAGCACUCUAGAACUGACAAGGAGAGAGAGGAAUUAGACCGUGCACUUGCACUUUCUUUGGCUGAAGAUUUGAAGAGACCACCUGGAUACAGAUGGCAAACAGAGAAUGAUGAAGAUCUAAGGGCACUUCAGGAUGUCCCCAAUUCAUCUUCAUAUCCUCCCUACGCCAAUGUUCCCAAUUCAUCUUCAUAUCCUCCCUAUGCCCCUACUGACUAUUAUCCCAGAGACUAUAGAGUAUGCGGUGGAUGCAACCGUGACAUUGGCUGUGGAAACUAUUUGGGAUGCAUGGGAUCUUUUUUUCAUCCAGAAUGCUUCCGUUGUCGUUCUUGUGGUUUCCCAAUCACCGAGCAUGAGUUUUCUUCAUCAGGGAGGCAUGCAUACCAUAAGUCCUGCUACAAAGAGCUAACCCAUCCCAAAUGUGAAGUUUGUCAUCAAUUUAUCCCAACAAAUGGAGCUGGUUUGAUAGAGUACAGGUGCCACCCAUUUUGGUCCCAAAAAUAUUGCCCUUCACAUGAGCAUGAUAACACGGCCCGAUGCUGCAGUUGUGAGCGUUUGGAGUCUUGGAAUGUAAGAUACGUAUCUCUAGGAGAUGGACGGAGUCUAUGUUUAGAGUGUAUGGAAUCUUCUAUCAUGGAUACUGGUGAUUGCCAACCACUCUACCAUGCCAUUAGAGACUACUAUGAAGGAAUGAACAUGAAACUAGACCAGCAAAUUCCGAUGCUUCUGGUCGAAAGACAAGCCCUUAAUGAAGCUAUUGUAGGCGAGAAAAAUGGCUUCCAUCACAUGCCAGAAACAAGGGGUUUAUGUUUGUCAGAAGAGCAGACAGUUACCAGUAUACUUAAAAGGCCAAGAGUAGGGAACCACCGACUUGUAGGAAUGAGAACACAACAUCAAAAGCUGACUCGAAAAUGUGAAGUAACAGCCAUUCUUGUUCUGUAUGGUCUCCCAAGAUUACUGACAGGUGCGAUUCUUGCUCAUGAGUUAAUGCAUGGGUGGUUACGCCUUAAAGGCUACCGUAAUCUGAAUCCGGAGGUAGAGGAGGGUAUAUGUCAAGUGCUUUCUUACAUGUGGCUCGAGUCAGAGGUAACGCCAGGAUUCAGAAAUAUGCCAUCCACAUCAACAGCUUCAUCAUCAUCGUCAAUGUCAUCAUCGAAGAAAGGUGGAAAGUCUGGUGUCGAGAAUAAAUUGGGUGAGUUUUUCAUGCAUCAGAUUGCCCAUGAUGCUUCUCCGGCCUAUGGUGGAGGAUUUAGGGCUGCAAAUGCAGCUGUGAAUCAGUAUGGUUUACGCAGUGUUCUGGACCACAUUCACCUGACUGGGAGUUUUCCCCUGUAAUUUGAUUUACAAUAGGUAUGGCCUUGUCUCUGUUGGAAGUUGGUUUGUUUUUAUUGUUGGAGAUCAUUGAAUUAGCUCCUCAGAAGGAUUGAGUUGAUCAAAAAAAGCUUGGAUUAGCUCCCCCUAGUUUUUGUGGGGUUCUUUUGAGGAUUCAUUGUGGGGUUCUUUUGAGGAUACAUGUGACUCGAAACAUAAUAAUAACGAUAAGCAUAUCUUCAUUCUAUAAAAUGGAAGUGGUUCUUUGUUGUCUGCA